Acaromyces ingoldii is the source of this 2277-nucleotide messenger RNA. Its product is annotated as Rho GTPase activation protein. The coding region runs from base 1 to 2277 and encodes 758 amino acids. Lineage: Eukaryota; Fungi; Basidiomycota; Exobasidiomycetes; Exobasidiales; Cryptobasidiaceae. The record is from RefSeq and is a predicted model, not a curated record. The transcript is spliced from 2 exons. Gene Ontology annotation, molecular function: protein binding; GTPase activator activity. Gene Ontology annotation, cellular component: cell cortex. Gene Ontology annotation, biological process: regulation of GTPase activity; regulation of actin cytoskeleton organization.
AUGAACAACCGAAACACCAACAGAUAUAGCGUUACAGCCCUCUACAGCAUGGCCGCCGAGCAGGACGUCGAGGUGGAAGAUGAUCUGGCAAGAGCGCAAAAACGUCUGCGAGAGCUCAAGGGGAGAAUCUCUGCGCAGUCAAAGAAGAACUUUGUUCUGGAGAGAGACGUCCGAUACCUCGACAGUCGCAUCGCGCUCCUCAUUCAGAACCGCAUGGCCCUCGACGAACAGUCAGAGGUCGCCAGCACACUCGAGGACAACGAGUCGGUGCUCGGCACGGCCCUCGACGACCGGCGGAUGCAGCAGUAUGGCAACCUCUUUUUCCUCCUCCAGUCCGAGCCGAGGCAUAUUGCUGCCCUCUGCCGGCUCGUCAGUCUGGCCGAGAUCGACACGCUGCUGCAGACGGUCAUGUUCACCCUGUACGGAAACCAGUACGAGAGCAGGGAGGAGCACCUCCUACUCACCAUGUUCCAGUCCGUCCUCUCUGCCCAGUUUGAGACGGCCACCGACUUUGGCUCCCUGCUCCGUGCCAACACGCCCGUGUCGAGAAUGAUGACGACGUACACGAGGCGAGGACCAGGCCAGAGCUUCCUCAAGGACGUCUUGGCCGAGCGCAUCAACUCGCUCAUCGAGCACAAGGAUCUCAUCCUCGAGGUGAACCCGGUCAAGGUGUACGAGCAGAUGAUUGCCCAGAUCGAAGAGGACACUGGCGCAGUACCAGCCGACCUGCCCAAGGGCGUGCCCCCCGAGGUGGCCCAGGACAAUGCCGACGUGCAGGCCAUCAUCGCGCCCCGGCUGACGAUGCUCAUGGAGAUUGCAAACAGCUUUCUCUCGACCAUCAUCAACUCCAUCGACGAGGUGCCAUACGGGAUCCGGUGGAUCUGCAAGCAAAUUCGCAGCCUGACGAAGCGAAAGUACCCCGACGCCACCGACUUUGCCAUCUGCUCCCUCAUCGGCGGCUUUUUUUUCCUCCGCUUCAUCAACCCGGCCAUUGUCACACCACAGGCCUACAUGCUCGUCGACGGGCCGCCAGCCAAGCACCCCCGACGCACGCUCACCCUCAUCGCCAAGAUGCUGCAGAACCUGGCCAACAAGCCGAGCUAUGCAAAGGAGCAGUACAUGAUGUCGCUCAACCCCUUUGUGGAGAACAACAAGACGAGGAUCAACCAGUUCCUCAAUGCCCUCUGCGACGUCGGCGACUUCUACGACACGCUCGAAAUGGACCAGUACAUGGCGCUGUCCAAAAAGGACCUGCAGAUCCAGAUUACGCUCAACGAGCUCUACGUCACCCACUCGCUCGUCGCCCAGCACCUCGACGUGCUGGCGCCCAACGACAAGCACCAUCUCCGCAUCUGCAUUGGUGAGCUGGGCGCCUCGCCCGGCCAGGUCUCGCGAAAGGAGAACCGGACGCUGGAGCUGCCCCUCUUUUCGCGCUGGGAGACGCCGAUCCAGGACCUCACCACUGCAUUCAUGUCGGAAAACAACGUGACCCAGAACGACAUUCUCUAUAUGGAGACAAAGUCAAUAUUCGUCCAGCUGCUGCGCUCCAUUCCCCAGCUGGCCGAGAAGCGGCCUCUGAAUUUGCCCCUGAUUGCCGAGAGGGCGGCGACGACGAAGGACGCGACGCUGGUCCGCAAGGGCAUCAAGGUCAAGGAGAUGCUCCGCGAGCUCGAGGAGCUCAAGGUUGUCGACCGCAGGGAUGGCUACAGCCUCAUGACGGACGAGGUGGCCAGCGAGCUGGCCCACCUGGGCAACAUGCGCGAGAGAGUCAUGCAGGAGAUGCGGAGCCUCGAGAGCGUGUACAAGACCAUCGUCGGCCACAACAACUACCUGCGAUCCCAGCUCGACACCUACAAGUCGUAUCUGCAGAAUGUGCGCAUGACCAGCGGUGGUGGCAAGGAGCGGCCGACAGGCGGCGUCGGUGUGGUGAGCUUCAACGGAAAGGAAAAGAAGCCAGCAAAGACACAGGCCCAGGGGCCAUUCAAGUUCACCCACGCCCAGAUGGAAAAGGAGGGCGUCAUUGCAUCGAGCAGCGUGCCUGUCGAGCGGCGGCCCUCGAUCUUCUUCUGCAUCGCGUCGCCCCAGCCGGGCAGCUUUGUCAUCUCGCUCAACUACAAGGGCCGCGAGAGGGCCAUUCUCGAAAUGGACCUGACGCUCGACGACAUUCUCGAGAAGCAAAAGGACGGCGUUCAGAUCCUCGACCUCGAGUACGUGCAGCUCGAUGUGGACCAGAUCCUGGCCCUGCUCAACAAGACGUUUGCCAAGCGCAAGUGGUAG